AACAAGCAGUGUGCAGGGUGCCAAAUCCAAACUCUCACAAGUUUCAUCUCAUCAACCAAGAAAGCACUAUAAUCAACCAAGAGUCCAUCAUUCAAUGGCCACUACUACUACAUCCACACCAGCAGCAUGGAAGAGCGGUGCCGCUGGCUAUACCGCUGGCGUCACUGGUGUCGUUCUGAACUAUCCACUCGAUAGCAUGAAGGUCUGGAUGCAAUGCGGUAGCACAGGCGCGAAUCGGCACUUACAGGGAGGAGCCAAGAAAAGCCAAGGCCGCGCCAUCAACCGUGUCGCUGCCACUCGAGCAGCCUCCAUGAGCACUGUUGCAUUUUCCUCUACUGUUGUUGAACCAAAAUUACACCUUCCAAAGAUAUCUGGGACGAUCCGUGCGCUCUAUUCGGGAGUCUCGGUUCCCUUGGUCACGGGAGGAUUGGUUCGGAGCAUCAACUUUGCCACUUAUGACACCACACGACGAUUCCUUAGUUCAGACGGAUCGGCAUCGUCGUCCUUGACACAUGUUGCCAUGGCAGGUGCCGUGUCGGGAAAUGUUGGGGCAAUACUUACAGCACCCUUCACACUGGUCAAGACACACCAACAAAUCCUUGGAAUUGGCUUUCGGCAAGCCGUUUCCAAAUCAUUUAUUACAUCGUCUUCCUCCAAACUGCCCAACCUGUACGUGGCAUUUGGUCCGCAUUGGCUGUCUGCCACCAUUGGAGGAGCCUGUUAUUACACAACGUAUGAAGCGUGUAAGCAAUCCAUACUACAAUUCAAAAAAGAACAAUCAGCAGCAUCCGGCAAGGACCAUCUUGUUGUUAAGUUGACCAUUCCAGAACGCAUGGCAUCGGCUGCCGUGACUGGGAUUGUGAAUUGGUCCGUCAUUUUUCCAUUGGAUGCAUUGAAAAACCGAAUGUACCACCAACACAUCAUUGUGGGUGGCAGCAACAGCAGCAGCAAAUCUGUCUUGUCCUCGGCCCAAAUGGCACGACAAAUGAUACGGGAACGAUCCGUGUAUCGAGGCUUUGCCGUGACCGUAUUGCGGGCUGGGCCCAUGGCAGCAUUGGUGUUGCCAAUCUACGACAUGGCAUUUCAAUACUUGUUGGAUCACUAGCUAGUAGAAACGAAUGCAGUGAACUGAGGAGUUUCAUAGAAGAGGAGAACACUGCAGACAGUGAAUGUAAGCCGAAACCUCAUAAUAGAAUAGAAUAGAACAUACAAAAAAAAACUGAACGUCUAAUAACGGAUUCAGACCAGAUGUGCUUGAGGACGACCCACGAGC
Messenger RNA from Seminavis robusta, 1273 nucleotides. NCBI's taxonomy places the organism in Eukaryota, Bacillariophyta, Bacillariophyceae, Naviculales, Naviculaceae. The record is from the annotation of a GenBank genome assembly.